CUGUGAUUUACAUGAAGAAAACUGGGCGUUUAAACAUAGAGAUAAACAGUGUAAUGUCUUGACUCAAGUUUCAGGGGUUCGAUAUGGCUUCAAAUGUAAAAGACGAUGGGUCUAAGUGUCCAAUUUGUUUCGAGAUUUAUAAGGAGCCGAAAGCUCUCGUUUGCUUACACACAUUCUGUGAGACCUGUAUCCAUGAAUAUGUUCUUAAAAGCAAAGAAAAAGGCCUAUUGUGCAAUGGUAUAGAGUGCCCACUCUGUCGCUAUGUUACAACCGUAGAAGAAAAUACAUCACCUGAAACAUGGGCAAAAGGUUUGCGACCAAAUUUUGCUCUUGCAUCGCUUCUUGACAGCACAACAAGCAGCCAAGAGUCCACCAAGGAGGAAGAAAUGAAUUGUCAACCCUGUUUAAUGCAGAAUAUAACAAAGAUUGCGUCAGUGUUUUGUUCAGUUUGUAAUGAAAGAAUGUGUGAAAGUUGCAAAAAGGUCCAUGAUAGUUUGCAGUUAACGAAGAAUCAUGAAUCCGUUGACAUAGAUAGUAAAGAAAAUGUUGAAUUAUCAACAACACUACGGACAUAUCAGAAAUGUGAUAAUCAUGGUAAGAAAAUAAAGUUUUAUUGUAAAGAUGAUGACAAACUUUGUUGUAGCACUUGUGCUAUUGUUACCCAUAGAGCAUGUCAAGGUCUGGCUGAAAUAAGUGAAAUGGCAAUGAAUAGACAGGUCAAGCUGCAAGGGACUUUAUUAAGAAAACAAAUCGCCGAAAUGGAAAAUACCAUGAAAUUGUCUUCAAGUCAUUUCGUUAACGAAAAUAAGCAUUUAGCUACCCAAGCUGCAGAAUUAUUGACCGAGUGGAAUCAAGUUAAAGAAAAGGUGAACAAAAGGUUAGACGAAUUUGAGGAUGGGUUAAAAGAAGACUUAAAAGCUAUUCAGUCUACAGGAUCAUCCGAUAUCAUUGCAAAUGCAGUCAAAUGUAAUGAAAUGGCAGAGGAAAUGCGUCGUUUACUGCUUGUCCUCAAAAGUUGUAAGAAAACUGGAACUGAAGAACAACAAUGUGUUGUAAUGAAAAAGAUAUAUGAUGAAUUCAUGGUUCGACAAUCCGAAACGGAACAAAAGUUUGGUGAAAUGAAAAAACUGAAAUUAUCAUUAGAGCUUCCCGAAACAAUCAGUGAUUUGUUGAGUUUACCUUCAAAAAGUGUUACAGUAGCAACGGAAACUUGUACAACACACGUACCAAAAUGUUCUGCCAAAACUCUCUCUGUAUUAGCUGAAGCCGAUAUAGAAGAAGGUGAGGAUGACGACGCUGAACCAUUUUAUCGAGGACUAGGUUUUCUAAAUGAUGGUAGGAUAGUUGCUGUUGACUAUAGAAAUAACAAGUUAAUUCUUAUGGACAACAAAUUAAAUGAAAUAGCUGCAAAGCGUUUGCUAGAUAUCCCACUGAACCUGGCUGUAACCCACGAUGACUGUGUUAUAAUAACGACUGGAGUAGCAAAGAAAAUUUGUAUUUAUCAAGUAAAUGAAGAUAAUACUAUAAAUGAGAAGAAAAUAAUCCCUGUGAAGUACAGCUGCGAUUCUAUUUCAAUCACAAGUGACAACAAAUGUGUCGUUGGCACUUUCGGUUCUGAUGUUGAACCUGCUCAUUUGCUUACUUUUUAUGGAGAAUCUGAAGACAUGAUCUAUGACUUUGAAGGCAUGUUCUUUGAAAAAAGUAAUCGGUUUAAGAGUGUUUACAAUGCAAAUGACAGACAAUUGCUUAUUACAGACAAAUGGCAAAGUAAAGUGCAAAUAUACAAUCUCCAGAAAGAAACUAUUAUUUUUGAAGAUAGUAAUAUAAGGAACCCUAACGGAAUUGCACAUUACUUGAAUGACUUGUUCUUUGUUUGUUCAUCUGGCACAAAUUCAAUUGUUCAGUUGUCAUCUCAAGGUGAAAUAUUGACAAUCAAUGGUCUAGAUAAGGUUAUUAGUCCAUAUUCAGUAUGCAUUUCACCAAGUAAAGAUAGGAUGAUAGUUUCCAACAACCGAUUAGGCGAGAAAAAACUAAUUUUAUUUCAAAUUCACUAACAUGCUAGAAAAUGGUAAGUGAGUCGUUAGUAUGUAGAUAUUAGUAGUUAAUAUUUGGAAACAAACACGAUGCAAUUAUUUUAUCAUGCCCACGAAGGGUGGCAUAUUAGAUUCGAACCGUCCGUCUGUCUGUCUGUCUCUCAAUCUGUUAGUCCGUCCGUCCCGCUUUAUACAUAUAGACAAUGGUGGUUUUGUCCGCUCUGAAACUUCAGUAUGCAUGAAAGUAUUUUAAUUUUUCUUUCAUAUAUGACAUAACCAUAGAUAUAUGGUGUGUCGCGAACAAAACUCUGGUUUCUACCACUAAGGUGAAGGUCACUGUGGAGGUUCAAACUUUGUCAUUUUUAUGUUAUAUAAAUAAAGAUGGUGGUGGUCGUGUCCGCUCUGAAACUUCAGUAUGCAUGGAAGGAUUGUAACUUUUCUUUCACAUAUGAAAAAACCAUGGAUGUAUGGUGUGUCGCGAACAAAACUCUGGUUUCUACCACUAAGGUGAAGGUCACUGUGGAGGUUCAAACUUUGUCAUUUUUAUAUUAUAUAAAUAUAGAUUGUGGUGGUUGUGUCCGCUCUGAAACUUCAGUAUGCAUGAAAGGAUUUUUAUUUUUCUUUCAUAUAUGAAAAAAAAACAUAGAUGUAUGGUGUGUCGUGAACAAGACUCUGAUUUCUACGUCUUAGGUCAAUGUCACUGUUGGGGUUCAAACUUGGUCAAUUUUCGAUGUUAAUAUACAUAUAGACAAAGAUGGUCGUGUCUGCCUUGAAUAUGCAUUAAAGAAGUAUAUUUCUUAUUUCACUUAUGAAAUUAUUAUAAAUGUAUGAUGUGUUGUCCUAAGACUCGUGUUCCUACGCCUUAGUUCAAGGUCACUGCUGGGGUUUAAACGUUUUCAAUAUUUAUGUUAUAUACAUAUAAAUGGUAGUUUUUGUGUCCACUCUUUGACUUUCAUAUACAUAAAAGUUUCAAUUUUUAUUUAAAAAUAUAAAGUCACCCUAGAUGGACAAUGUGUUGUGAACAAGACGUCUAAUUUAAAGGUCACUGCUGGGGUUCGUAUUUUGUCAAUCUUAACAUGUUAUAGGUGGUUUAUAACUAAAAUCCUUCGGGGGCAUUUGUCACG
Molecule: messenger RNA, 3157 nt
Organism: Ruditapes philippinarum (Manila clam)
Lineage: Eukaryota; Metazoa; Mollusca; Bivalvia; Venerida; Veneridae
Exons: 2
Coding region: 84-2054 (656 amino acids)
Biological process (GO): positive regulation of DNA-templated transcription
Cellular component (GO): nucleoplasm; chromatin
Molecular function (GO): ubiquitin-protein transferase activity; zinc ion binding
Source: RefSeq, a predicted model, not a curated record